UCAGCUGAAGACAGCAGAUCAGUUGAAGACAGCAGAUCAGUUGAAGACAGCAGAUCAGUUGAAGACAGCAGUUCAGUUAAAGACAGCAGCUCAGGUUCGUCUUCUGUCAUAAUGUUUUCUGUCUAAUCUGCAGGGUUUUGUAUUAUUUUUCAGAGUUUUACAGAAUUUUCUCACUAUUAGAUUAGAGCAGAAGAGUCACAGGAGUGAGCAAUGUCAUAAAUGUGAUGUAUUUCUCUCCAGGAUCUUUACUUGACAGAUAUGUGCUUGGAGAGAAGCUGGGAGAGGGACGCCAUGGCACUGUCUAUUUGGCUACACGGAAAUCUGACGGCCAGAAGGUUGCCAUAAAAAUUGUGAUUAAGGAUUAUUAUGGAGAGUUGUACCACGUGGAUGGAUAUUCUACAUAUGUGAUCCCAGAAGCACGUCAUAUGAUGAUCCUCAAGAAACCUCCGCUCUGCCCGUACAUCAUAGAGCUGUACGAGUACGCCAUGGAGGGAAGGAAUAACUACCUGGUCAUGGAGUACGCGUCCUCGUACAUAACCUUGGGAAAGUUCAUCACGGAGAACAAUGGCUGCCUGAGUGAGAGUGUUGCCCGGCAGCUGAUCGUGCAGCUCAUUAUUGCUGCACAGCACUGCAUUGAGCAUGGCAUAUUCCAUGGGUCCAUGAAUCUAGAAAACAUCCUGGUCAAUCCAAAGACCCUGGAGCUGAAGCUGAUUGAUUUUGGCUACAGUUCUUAUGUUUCAAAAGGCUGCUGGAGAUGCCCCACUCUGGGAGUAACGAGAUACCGUAAAAAGGAAGGGGAACCCUUCAGCUAUAUUUUUUCUGCUGUUAAAGCGCAUGUCUGGGCUGUUAGACGAAUGCUGUCAUACAUGGUCAACGGAUAUGGCUGUUUCUCCAGAGAUGGAAGUCCACAAUUUAACCCCAGUUUGUCAGCAGAGUGCCGGGAUCUGUUGGGGCGGUUAUACAGUUUCCACCCUGAAACAGGACCUGUUUUAGAGGAGAUUUUAGAGCACGAGUGGUUCAGCAUGACGUAG
Molecule: messenger RNA, 1031 nt
Organism: Danio rerio (zebrafish)
Lineage: Eukaryota; Metazoa; Chordata; Actinopteri; Cypriniformes; Danionidae
Source: RefSeq, a predicted model, not a curated record